AUUGCUGCCUUCGUUCAUAUAUGAUAGUCGAACCUGCUAUCAUGUUCAACUCUCAGAAUGCAAGUGGUUCAUAGGUUCGUUUUAUGAUUUAUAGGUGAAUGAUCGGUUGUUUGGGUUGGUUAUAAAUAAGUGCUGUAAGUUGGGUUCAAAUUGAAUGCAAUAAAGGCUAACUAUCUAGAAAAUUACGCUUGCAUCUGAGAUAUACAGAGCUGAUAUGGUUGGCGCUAGGUAGAACUUGUUAUCGGGAUUUUACUGGUCGUGCUACAUUUAUGUAACUAUUCCUUUUGCAAUAUACUAACCCCCCAGACAAAUGCAAAAAAAUUUGCAGCAAAACUAGGUGGAGUGACUGUAAAUUAUUGGGCUGGCAGUAACUGCAAGUACGCAAUAAACAGUACCUCGAUUUGUUAUCAUUUUGCAACCUUUUGGAAACUAUUGCUUGGAUCUCAUUAUAAUGUUUAAAUUACUUUCAUUAGUUUGGGACUGGAAUAUUCUCUAGCAUCCUGCUGGAGAGAUUUGUUGAACUCUGGUAAAUGAUCAAUGUUCGCCUAAAUGCGUUUAGACGCGCGUUUAAAUGCUAAACUGCGGGUCUGCAUGCAGUUUAGGGCCUAAACGCUGAGUUAAACGCUAGACACCAUUAGACGGUCAACACUGGUCAAAACCGGUUUAAACAGAGUUAUUAAACAUGAGCUGAACGUAUUUAAAUGGCUGCGCACGCGUCUAGUUGGCCGUUUAGGUGAUGGAGUUUUUGGCGCGAUUGAGCGGGAGGGGUAAUUUCGGUCCCGCCUAAGCCGCGCCGCCCGUGCGAUCUUUGUAGCCUUGUAGGCAAUUCAAAUUGUUAUGAUAAUUAUUGGAUUGAUUGGAGAACACGAUAGAAGAUUGAUUGAAGUAAUGAAGCUGCAUUUCAGCCUCUAUAAGAAAGUUAGAAGCCAAGCAGAUGAUGCAAAAGCAGAAGGAAACAAGCAUUUUGGUGCUGGACAAUAUGAAGAAGCAUUAUCACAAUAUGAAAUGGUGCUGCAAAUUGCUGCUGAGCUGGAAUCUGCUGAAGAUAUACGUUCUGCAUGCCAUUCAAAUCGUGCUGUAUGCUUCUUGAAAUUGGGGAAACAUGAUGAGACAAUUAAAGAAUGCACAAAAGCUCUUGAGCUGAAUCCGUCGUACUUGAAAGCCUUGCUCCGGAGGGCAGAAGCACAUGAAAAGCUCGAACACUAUGAUGAAGCUAUUGCUGAUAUGAAAAAGGUUAUUGAGUUAGAUCCUUCAAAUCAACAAGCCAAGAGAUCACUGUUCCGACUUGAGCCCCUGGCAGCUGAGAAAAGGGAAAAGAUGAAGGAAGAAAUGAUUGGAAAGCUGAAAGAUUUAGGGAACUCUGUGCUGGGGCGCUUCGGAAUGAGUGUUGACAAUUUCAAAGCUGUCAAAGAUCCAAACACAGGUUCAUACUCCAUUUCGUUCCAGAAGUAAAGUUACUCAAGGUGAAGAAAUACACGGAUGGAUAUGGCUGGGCACCAUAUUUCAGUUAUGGACUCACUGAAAGACAUGGUAAUUGUUCAAGGCGCUUAUGUAUCACAUACCUGGUCCAUAUUCAAAUAUAGUGCUGCCAAUCGUUCCGAAGGCGUAGCAUGGAUAUGAGCAAUCCGGGAUUAUUUCGUCUGUACUUGUUGCACGUCAGAGAUGAUUUCCCAAAGGUGCAAACUUGUAUGAUACAUAUUUUCAACUCCGGUAUUUUUCUAAAAUAGAAGGUUGUUCUUGAUCGCU
Molecule: messenger RNA, 1746 nt
Organism: Phragmites australis (common reed)
Lineage: Eukaryota; Viridiplantae; Streptophyta; Magnoliopsida; Poales; Poaceae
Exons: 5
Coding region: 838-1452 (204 amino acids)
Molecular function (GO): protein binding
Source: RefSeq, a predicted model, not a curated record